Pterocles gutturalis (yellow-throated sandgrouse) is the source of this 495-nucleotide messenger RNA. RefSeq names its product filamin-binding LIM protein 1-like. Gene Ontology annotation, biological process: cell-cell adhesion. The record is from RefSeq and is a predicted model, not a curated record. Gene Ontology annotation, cellular component: stress fiber; focal adhesion. Gene Ontology annotation, molecular function: filamin binding. The transcript is spliced from 4 exons. Lineage: Eukaryota; Metazoa; Chordata; Aves; Pterocliformes; Pteroclidae. The annotation marks the transcript as partial.
GAUGCCCCAUGUGUCCCCUAUACCCCCAACACCCCAUGCCAAACCCCCUGGGAUGGGUGCCCCACGUGUGACACCCGCUAUCAGGCCACGCUGGAAAAAUGUGCCAAGUGUGGGGAGCUGAUCACGGAGCGCAUUGUCCGCGCCCUGGGGAAGGGCUACCACCCCGGCUGCUUCUCCUGCGCCGCCUGUGGCCGGGCCAUCGGCGCCGAGAGCUUCGCCGUGGACGAGCGGGACGAGGGUUACUGCGUGGCCGACUUCUACCGGAAAUACGCCGUGGUGUGCAGCGCCUGCCAGCGCCCCAUCAUCCCCCAUGAGGACAAGGACACCUACAAGAUCGAGUGCCUGGGACGCACUUUCCACGAAAGCUGCUACCGCUGCGAGAGCUGUGGGACGCCCCUGUCACCGGAGCCUACGGAGAACGGGUGCUACCCCCUGGGCGACCACCUCCUCUGCAAAUCCUGCCACGUCCGCCGGCGAAACGAGUCGUCCUGCUAA